CCUUUAGCCAUGACCUAAGUGUACUAGCACAGGAGUGACGUGAUGGGCAAGUUUGUAUGGUGUGAUGCAGGGCUGGGAGUGGCUACUGAUCAUGUGGUGAACAGACAGGAAAAUCAAAAAUGUUCUGCUGUUUAUUGCCUAUAGGACCCAGCAGAAUCCUCCAGCAAACAAGAAAAAAUACCAAUCUGGCAACCAAACGCUUCUCAGGCAAAAUAAUAACAAAACUCAGAUGCAACAAUUUACACCCAACACAGUCCAUCACACCAUUCCCCCUAAGCUCUCUCCUUUAGGCCUGAGCACCAGGCCUUUUAUUAGGCCCAAUUAUCAGGUAAUUGGCCACAGCUGUAGAGACUACAAUACAGCACUGAUGUGUCCAUAUCUGUGUGUGGGGCUGGUGCUGCCCCCUAGUGGACAGCAGCACCCCAACUCCCUUCCUGGCACCACAGUGGCUAGUGGCAGUGUGGCUAGAACUGUGAGGUGCUUUUCCUUCCUGAGUGCAGUGGGUUCAAAUCUCAGCUUGGUGUAGAGUUUGCAUGUUAUCCCCAUGUCCACGUGGGUUUCAUCUGGGUACUCCAGUUUCCUCCUACAGUCCAAAGACAUGCAGGUAGGCUAGUUGGAGAUUCCAAAUUGCCCAAAGGUAUGAAUGUGCGAGUGAAAGGUGUGUGUGCCCGGAGACAGAUUGGCGACCUGUCCAGGGUGUAUUCCUGCCUCUCGCCCAAUGCACGCUGGGAUCGGCUCCAGCACCCCCCGUGACCCUGUAUAGCGGGUUUAGAUAAUGGUAUAGAUAAUGGAUGGACACAUGACUGCACUUAUUACACUGUUUUCCUCGUUUAACCAGUUGUGACUUCUUAGGACAGUGAUGGCUUUUUGGCUUUCUGUCCAGGCUCUUAAGGGUUUAUUUGCACACAGACUCAAUGCAUCUCAGUGUGGUUUUGCUUUCUUGCACCCAGCUUGUCAGGCAAUGUGUCAGAUGAGGAACUUCCUCCAUGUUCAGCCAUUUCCUGUUAAGUAUACCCCUGUAAAAAGACUUGACACCAGUAAGAAGGGCUGCAUAGAGCAUCAGCCAUGGUAAUGGUACAGUUGUGGACCCUGUUGUGGAUAUCAGGAUACUGUCAUCUACUUUCUGCUGAGGUGUUGGUAGAGUACAAACACUUCCUUUCUGGGGAGGGACAGGGGGUCUCUCUACAAGCCCCUGCUGAGACCAGCGGGACAGAAUUCAUCUGGGAGUGGACGUCACAUGAUGGAAGCUACGCAAACGCUCGGAUAGUAACUAUACCUUCCGACGGGAAGGUUAAAUGGAAUUUGUCUAUUAAUAGACAAGGGAAGUAUGACAUUGUUCUGCAACCAAAGUUACAAAAUGCAGGAAUUUUUACUUUCAUUCAAACUAAACCAGAGAAAGUAAACUUGUCCCAAUUUGAAGUGUUCGCUGUAAAAGUGAAACCAUCUCACUGGUCCAGUGUAAAAGAAGGUCCUGAUGUGAACAUGAGCUGUGAAGUAUCACACCUUCCAGAUUCAGCUACACUGGACUGGGAAAGGGACAGAGAACCUACUGCUAACACAACGCUGAUCUACAACAACACUGCCCACAUCAUCAUCCACAGUGCUGACCGAUACAGUGCGGGAACGUAUAACUGCACACUCAGAUGGAACGGAGCACUUAUUUUCAGCAUUUCCAGGACACUUCAAGUUGAAAGUGGUACACGUGGCACACGGCACACUCUGUACAGAGGGAGUUUGAACAGCAGUGAGGUGGUGCUAAUCUGCCGUUCUCAGAACUCAUACGGAACAGCGUAUUGGCAACGGGCGCCAUUGUCUGGAACAAAUACAAUCCGUGUGGCCUCAGCUGAUAGAUACAAGAAUGCUUCGAUUUCCACGGAGGUAGAUAAAGCGAGAUUCUCAACUGAGGGCUAUGAUGGAUCUAAUUUCCCUCUGAGAAUCUCACCAGUGAAGUUUGGAGACAGCGGAAUGUACUUCUGUUACUGUGAACACUACCUGAUGGCCUCAGUAACUCUGGUAACUGUUCAGGGUAAGUCUGCACUUCAGGUUUCUAUAAUUUACAAGAGUGAAUAAAUAAUAGA
This is a messenger RNA of Anguilla rostrata (American eel), 2078 nucleotides long. RefSeq lists its product as uncharacterized. The coding region runs from base 1066 to 2070 and encodes 334 amino acids. The transcript is spliced from 4 exons. The record is from RefSeq and is a predicted model, not a curated record. NCBI's taxonomy places the organism in Eukaryota, Metazoa, Chordata, Actinopteri, Anguilliformes, Anguillidae.